UUCAGCCUCGAAGCAAAAGACUGGCCACGCAGGCAAAGAACUCUUCCGAAUCUCAUCCAAAGAAUCGCGCACGCUUCGCAAUCAUUCAAGAUGGCUAGGGGAAACCAGAGGGACAAAGCUCGUGAGGCGACUCAGAAGAAACUGGCUGAGCAGAAGAAAGCCAACACCAUGUCCGGCCCUGAGAUGCAGCGCGAGAAGGAGAGGGUUGCUCAAAGGAUGAGAGAGAAGCAGGCUGCCGCUGAUGCGAAGAAGGCUGCUGAAGCUCUUGCAGCGAAGAAGAAAUAGAUGAUAUCGACACCACACCGAAGACUCCAACGAGUAACGAGAC
This is a messenger RNA of Amorphotheca resinae ATCC 22711, 328 nucleotides long. RefSeq lists its product as hypothetical. Lineage: Eukaryota; Fungi; Ascomycota; Leotiomycetes; Helotiales; Amorphothecaceae. The coding region runs from base 91 to 285 and encodes 64 amino acids. The transcript has 3 exons. The record is from RefSeq and is a predicted model, not a curated record.